AUGAGCAAUAAGCCACCAAUGCCGAUUCCUCAUCGAAGAGCCACCAUAUCUUUUCAGGAAAGAGCUCGCGCAAUGUUACACAAGAAUCUGAAGUCGUUGAGGCGAUCGAUUUCUGAGAAACUCCUUGGUGCCAAAGCAGUAAAACAGACACAGAGCACGAAUUCCGUUGAGAAACCCGAUGAGGUGCCCGGAUCAUCACAAUCAUUGGCUGAGGAUCCUUUCCGGGAAUAUCUGGCCUCCUACAGCGACAAUGUGACUCAUCUUGUGUAUCAUGGAUCAUCAUUGAGAUCCCUUUCAUCUUAUGAUUUGAAUAAAGAUGAACAUCGACAAUCCACACACAGUCAUUCAUCUCAAUCGAGUACCGAUUCGAGUGACACGACGACAUCAACGAUUACUGACUCUUCUUCUAAAGAUGAGAUUCCAAAAGAUGAGCGAAUCACAACAAGACGACGGGAUUGCGGAGAGAAAAUGCCGUUGAGACACGGGCUUUCUGUAACUUUUGCCGCU
Mesorhabditis belari is the source of this 507-nucleotide messenger RNA. The record is from the annotation of a GenBank genome assembly. NCBI's taxonomy places the organism in Eukaryota, Metazoa, Nematoda, Chromadorea, Rhabditida, Rhabditidae.